AAAAACUAGUACUGUUGAUCAGAGUAGGCGUUCAGCCAGCAGUACGUGUGCAGAUUCUGUGUGCCGAUCGGUAUGCUUAAUGCAGUAUGUGUUAUGCACAUUCAAUCGUCAAUCGAGAUUAUUACUCAUUAUUCGCGAAUUCACAAAGUAGGUACUUGACGUCAGCUCGAUCAUAAAGUGACUUUAAUGUUCGUUACGUAUUUUACAUCGCGAUCAAUAGAUAUCAUUUUCAAUUUGAGGCUAUUUCACCAUCACGAUGUUUAGUUUUGCGGUUAAUAUGAACCUUUUACAAUUGAAGGUGAUGUACUUCUUUGGCUACGCUGUGAUUCAUUUCAGGACAGUGUCCACUUACUACUUUUGGAUCAACUAUAGGCAGACAACUUCGUUUUUCUGCCAGUUCUGUUGGAUUUGUGUACUUCACAUCGAUGGUAUUGUCCAUUUUUGGGAGAUUAAUUUUCGGUUAUUUGGCUGAUAAGUUCCGGAUACACAAAGCAUUACUCAUUCUGUCUACCUUACUAUGUUCGUUGGCUAUUCUAUCAAUGGCAUUGAUUCCACAACAAACUCAAGAUAGUCAGGAAGUUUUUGAGAAGGCUUUCGUUUUCCAUGAAAAUGAUACCUCGUUUGAAAUAUGUUUCAGAAACGAUCGAUGGUCUUCCUUGAAAGAAAUUCUGAAUGGAAAAGUUUGCAGGAUGAACUUCCAAAAUAUCAAUUUAACGAUAUCGUUCGCUACAGACCAAAGUUCCAACGCGACUGUGUCGUUUGAUUCAGUUCGUGAAAAUUCGGAAAAUGGAACGUUCUCCUGUUUGGAUGCUUUUAAAACUGGCACCUUUCACGUACUCGAGGCCAAUGGAAUGGAAGAAGGAAAACAUUACGACUUUAGCACGUGUUCGUAUCCGAACGAUGCUGACGAUGCAGAACAGAAAUCUUUAAAACAGGAUAUGCUAUUGCCAUUAUUUUGGAUUUACAUGAUAGUUUCUGCCGUGUAUUAUGUGAUGAGCUACGUUAUGGGCAUUUUCUUGGAUGCAAUUUGUUUUUACACUUUGGAUAAGGAGGAAGGAAAUUUCGGAAACCAGCGAAUGUUUGCGUCAUUGGGCUGGGGAGUGGCAGCUUUAUUUUCUGGAGUUUUAACUGAUUACGUCAGCGAAAAUUCAGAAUUCAAAAAUUACUUGCCAACAUUCACGGUGUCAUUUUUAUUUUUAAUUAUUAUCCUGAUAGGGGCGAUUUUUUUCAAAAUGCCAAAAAUUAGCCAAGCUGCAAAAACAGACUGGAAUGCAGUAUAUGGAAUACUUUGGCAUAAAGAAGCGUUCGUAUUUUCUUGUUGGUGUUUUGUUUUUGGCGUAUGCUCCGGGAUCGUCUGGCAAUACUCAUUUUGGGUCAUCGAAGAAAUAUCAACCAAACACGAGCAAAAUUGGGUGAAAAGUUUACAAGGUGGUAUAACCAUAGUGAAUACAUUUUUGGGAGACGUUCCAGCCUAUUAUUUUUUCGAUCGAAUUUCAUCAAAAUUAGGUUACAUCAAUUGCAUGACGUUAACUUUAGUGUUGCAAGCAAUUCGUCUUUUCGCAUAUUCCAUUUUGAGCCAUCCAAUUUGGGCACUAUUCAUCGCAAUAUUAGAUGGUAUUGGUUUCGGAAUAGGAUAUGCAACGAUUACAUCUUUCGCGAACUUGAUAUCCACUCCUGAAACUAAAACAACCGUGCAAGCGAUAUUUAAUUCGAUAUUCGAUGGAUUAGGUAGGAUCUUCGUUUGGAGCUUUGUGUUUUGGUUUCAUAUACGAUCGAUAUGGUCAUUCGUUGACCUUUCGUAUCGGCUCAUUCGUGGCUAUCGGCUGCACUUGUUUACACGUCUUGAGUCGAUUCUGUAUCAACAAGGCAGCGAUUCGAAAGGCACAUUCGUGAUCCUUAAACAUGCAUUUUGAGUCUGGAGGAACUCUCGUUGAAGAACAACAAGACAUUUGCAUACGGCGGCGGCUGCAUGAAGUAUACUCAUGUCAAUUAUCGAGUUUUUUAUUCAAACAAAUUGUUUUAUAUUUCUAUCAAUUUGAAACUAAUUUACAUAUUAUCACUAUACUCAUGAAUUUGAAGAGAGUGCGAAAAUACGCAGAAUUGUGGGCGAAUCGAGAAAUAAAAAUGGUACCUACUUAUUA
Messenger RNA from Planococcus citri (citrus mealybug), 2141 nucleotides. RefSeq lists its product as uncharacterized. The coding region runs from base 426 to 1913 and encodes 495 amino acids. The record is from RefSeq and is a predicted model, not a curated record. Gene Ontology annotation, cellular component: membrane. NCBI's taxonomy places the organism in Eukaryota, Metazoa, Arthropoda, Insecta, Hemiptera, Pseudococcidae. The transcript is spliced from 9 exons.